GUCACUGUGUUCGUGGUUAAGCUGGUCAAAGUACGAGCGCUUAUUGCCAGCGUCAAGAACAAUUUUGUUGUCAUAAAAUCCAUCCUGCUGCAUUGAUUUCAAGAAUACUUGACGGAACCCAGUUUCGUUUGAAUCUUGUGAAGUGAAGAUCAAAUCUAAUCAAAGUUUACAAAGUGUAACAAUUAGUUGGAUUGUUUGCUAACUAAAAACUUCAGGGCCUUAUCUUAUCUUAUUCUUAUAUAGAUCUAAUAUUAAUACAGACGUUACUUCAAAAAAGAAGAUUUAUGGAGGAUUUAUGUGGAGGCCCCUACUAAGUCUAACAAAGUAAUGGCUGUACGACAAGUACCAUCGUGCAUGAGGCAAUUAAUAGCCAAGAAAUUAGGGUCUAAUUUUCGAGAAGUGACAGAAAUAGUAGAUGUUCCAGUUCCUACCCCUGGUCCAAAAGAAGUUCUAAUACGAAACAGGUUUCUUGGUAUAAAUGCAUCAGAUAUCAACUAUACAGCUGGUAGAUAUGACCCUUCAAUCAAGCCUCCUUUUCCUGUUGGGUUUGAGGGCCUUGGAGAGGUGGUCGAAGCAGGCUCUGAAGCAAAAUAUAAAGUGGGUCAGACAGUUGUGUAUUCAAAAUUUGGUUGCUUUAAAGAUUAUGUGGCUGUUGAUGGCAAUGCAGUUAUGCCUGUGCCAGCCUGUGAUCCAUCUUAUUUGACUUUCAUGGUUAGUGGCCUGACAGCUGCUAUAUCACUGGAAAAGCUUGGUAAUUUGUCUUCAGGGAAAGUAGUUCUAGUCACUGCUGCAGCUGGUGGUACAGGACAGUUUGCUGUUCAGAUAGCCAAGAGAGCUGGUUGUCAUGUGAUAGGGACUUGUUCCAGUGAUGAUAAAGCUGAAUUUCUCAAGACUCUAGGCUGCGAUCGGGCUGUAAAUUAUAAAAAAGAAAAUCUAGACAAACUUUUGUCACAAGAAUAUCCAAAAGGUGUGGAUUUAGUUUAUGAAUCUGUGGGCAAUGAAAUGUUGGACACUGCACUUAAAAACUUGGCUAUCUUUGGACGUAUCAUUGUCAUUGGAUCAAUAGCCAAUUAUGAAGCUUCUAAAAGUGAAACAUUUCAACAAUUUGUGACGUCCAGUAAAGUUGAUGCCUCAAUGGCUCUGCUUACAAAAUCUGCAAGUCUUCAAGGAUUCUUUUUAAAUCAUUACCGUAAGGAGUCUCCCCUUCAUCUUCAACAGUUGACCAAACUUUACCUUGAAGGGAACCUGAAAGUGUUCACUGAUUUGGGAAAUGGGGUCCCUACUGGACCUUUUGCGGGUCUUGAGAAAGUUGUGGAUGCAGUUGAGUACAUGUAUUCAAGACGGAAUAUUGGUAAAGUAGUGGUACAGCUUCCAGAGAGAAGUCAACUUUGAACAAUAUACUUACCAUUCUCUUCCCUUCAUCUUGACCGUUAAUCACUCAAAAUCUUAAACACAUAGAUUUAUUGUUUUGUAAUGUUUGUUGCAAAUGUAAAAAUAAGUUAUUUGAUAAUGUGAUUUUAUAACUACUGCACAAUCCUUUUAAGAAGUAGGCAACAUUGGGUCCUCUAAGUAAUCUGGGUUUAUUUACACUUCAUCAAGGAAAACAACUGAAUAAUAUUGAUAUUCUACAAAAUACUUCCAUGUUAAUAAAGUCGUUACAUGUUAAGGUACCGUAUGUAAUAUUUUGUGAUUGACUUUGACAAAAUGUUCUGAAAUAGCUUUCUAGGGGAUGUGUUUUUUUUUUCCAAACAUCAUUUGCAUUUCAUUUGUAUUUUUUCUUCCAAUAAUAUGAAAUUUAAAAAAUUGAUAAUACAUUCUGUUUUGAACUUAGAUGAUAUUGAUAUAGCAAGUAAUAAUUACAAAUCAGCACAUAUUGUCUGGUGUGUGUGACUUUGAGAGUGCUGGGAUCGGAGACAUCUCAGUAAGCCUUUGUCCUUCGCUGGGCACUCGUACACAUAAUGGGUCAUUAGCGUCUAUACAUGAAGUAACAUUCUAUGUACCAUCAUGCACACACACAUAUAAUGUGAUGCUAAAAAUAGAUAGGUAAGGACAGGUGUAUUGUAGGAGUCAAAAAAAAAAAAAAAAAAAAAAAAAAAAGAACAACUAUAAA
This is a messenger RNA of Biomphalaria glabrata, 2110 nucleotides long. RefSeq names its product prostaglandin reductase-3-like. Gene Ontology annotation, molecular function: zinc ion binding; oxidoreductase activity. The transcript is spliced from 14 exons. Gene Ontology annotation, cellular component: mitochondrion. NCBI's taxonomy places the organism in Eukaryota, Metazoa, Mollusca, Gastropoda, Planorbidae. The record is from RefSeq and is a predicted model, not a curated record. The coding region runs from base 328 to 1392 and encodes 354 amino acids.